AUGUGCAGGGAACGUGAAGAGGAGAGAAAGGCUGAGGAGGAAGAAGAAGGCCGAGUUGACACUGGGGUCGUGCGCCAAGGGCGGUCUCUCCACGCGGGUCUUCUGGACCUGCCGUGGCUGCCACCCGGUGAGUGCGAGUAUUCUGUUUACUGGGUCUACGGCUCUCCAGUUACUACUCUCGAAGAGACUUGA
This is a messenger RNA of Penicillium argentinense, 192 nucleotides long. RefSeq lists its product as uncharacterized. Bases 1 to 192 code for a protein of 63 amino acids. The transcript has 2 exons. The record is from RefSeq and is a predicted model, not a curated record. NCBI's taxonomy places the organism in Eukaryota, Fungi, Ascomycota, Eurotiomycetes, Eurotiales, Aspergillaceae.